AGCUGCGCCGCGCUUCAGUGAGUGUCGGGGAAAGAUUGGCACAGCGUUAUUCAUUUCCUGUCUCAGUCUGCUUGUUCCUCUGCCAUUCUCGACUAAGUGUCCGCUCGAUAGGAUUCAUUCCUCUGCUCCUAUCGCACCUCUGCCAUGGCGGAUCUGAGCAACAUCCUCGCUGCUCUGGCAUCCCAGAGACAAGGCGCCACGCCCUCGCAACCUCCACCGCCGCCUUUGCCUGGAGCGCCCUACCCUCCGCCUCAGUAUGCCGCCCCUCCCGGCAGCGCGCCGCCAUAUGGUCUUCCUCCGCCAGUUAGUUCAGGCAGUGUGGACUUGGGAGCUAUCAAACCAGUCAGUUCCGGCUCAGUGAGCAUUGCCGACGCAGUUGCGAAAGCUCGGGGUUUCGCGGCCGAAAAAGGUCUUUCAUAUGAUCCUAGCAGACCUCCCAUCAAUUCCGAUCCUCGUGCCAGUGGCCGAGGCUACCGACGCUCGCGGUCGCCCUCACGCUCUCCACAUCGCUCAAGCAGAGACGGCCUGCGGGAUUCAUACAACCCAUAUCGCGAUGAAAGGCGUAGCCAUGACGCGGGUUACAACAGGGAUCGUUCGUUCUCACCGAGGGGUGGACGUUACUCUCCGCCCAGGUACCGUGACGACCGUUCCCAAGGGGGCGAUCGAGGGGCCGAAGGGGAUUCUGAAGUUCUUCCCUUGGAUAAGAGUGUUGUCGGCCUGAUCAUCGGUCGUGCUGGUGAGAACCUCCGACGUGUUGAGAAUACAACUGGCGCUCGUGUGCAAUUCUUGGAUGGGCCCGAAGUAGCAGGUACUCAGAGACAUUGCAGAAUCUCGGGAAGUCGGUCUUCACGCGCCGCGGCCAAGGCGGAGAUCUUCAAGGUCAUCGAGGACCAUGAACUGGCCAAGAGAGGACAAGACAAACCCCGCGAGGUACGCAGCCAGAGCAAGUCAACCGUCGUCACUACCACGGAAGGCGACAGUUUGCAGAUGAUGGUUCCUGACCGCACCGUUGGCCUGAUCAUCGGCAGGGGUGGCGAGACGAUUCGAGAUCUACAGGACCGGAGUGGCUGUCACAUCAAUAUCGUGGGGGAGAACAAGAGUGUCAACGGGAUGCGACCGGUGAAUUUGAUCGGCAGUCAGUCCGCUCAGCAGUAUGCCAGAGAUCUCAUUCUCGAAAUUGUGGAGAGCGAUCAGAAGGGCAUCAGCAUCAAAGAUCUUCAUCGUGAACGGGAAGAGCCUCAGGGGAAGCUGAACGAUAGCAUUGUUGUGCCUGGUGAGGCCGUGGGCAUGAUCAUUGGCAAAAAGGGUGAGUCCAUUCGCGAUAUGCAGAAUCAAACAGGAUGCAAGAUAAAUGUCUCGCCGGACAAUGGCCGGGGCGUUGAACGUGAGAUUGGUCUGGUCGGCACUCGGCAGGCGGUCGAGGCUGCCAAACGUGCUAUCAUGGAAAAGGUUGAUGCGGUGCGUGCUCGCAUACAGGGUCGUGAAGGUCGCGACGGUCGCGACGACUACGCAGAUCGAUACUCGACACAGCCCGCUACCUAUCCUCCCACUGGUGUUCCCGCAGGACCGCCGGCUAGCUAUCCUCCCGUUGGUAUGCCAGCAGGACCACCGGCCCAACCCCCUCCGGCAGGCGCGCCACCCCCGGUAGCCGGUGCAGCAGAUCCUUAUGCUGCCUACGGUGGAUACCAAAACUAUCUUCAGAUGUGGUACUCGGCACUGGCUGCAAACCAACAGCAAGGUGGUCCAGGCCAAGGUGAGCAACGAUAAGGUACCACGAGUGGAUUGUGAUCUGGCUUCGUGACCGUGGAUUGUGCGCCUCUACUGGGUGAACUCGACUAUCUCGACGCUUGACUCGCAUUGUCGAUGCUAUACUGGAUCGUUCAACGUCCGUCACUACCGCCUUGCCCGCCGUGAUUGUUAUGAGUCCAACUCGAGUCUUGGACACCUUCUUUCGCCUCCGAGAUCCUUGACCGAUAAGCGAGGAUCGAUUGGUGUGAUCUUACCCGUCCUGCUGAUAUCUGUCGCGUGCCUUCGACCACCGCAAACUAUGCAAUCGCUGAUUAGAAUCAUCGCGCCACGCCGGCCACGUGCAACCUGUGUUGCAAGUCUCGCCGCCACCGGUCGAGUUCGAACUCUUGCUCUUGGGUUUCUUUCGAGAUCCUACAUGUGUCGCAACUGUUGCAUGCGUUCACCGUCUGCAGGCAUGCGUUAUGAGAAUAUUGGCUUUGACACGUCACCGCUCUUCUGCAGAGGACCGGUUUGCCGCACCCCAUAGACAUAUGAUGGUAAUUGAGCGCUGUUUCGGUAAACCAAGUAACAGCGCACGACGUUUGCAGGAUAGCCGCGUGAAUUUACUACCGUUGGUAUGCCACCAUCAGUAAGAGUCGAACAAGUAGGACGCAUAGUGGUGUACAAUAGUACAACUUGAAUGUACUGUAGUUGUACCUUGAAUAACUCAUCCAGCCUGUAGCACGUUAGACUAGAAAUAGUUAGCGUUAGCUUCCAAAACAGGGAUGAAAACAAGGAAUGAGAUCAUUCCCAGCCAA
Molecule: messenger RNA, 2546 nt
Organism: Exophiala dermatitidis NIH/UT8656
Lineage: Eukaryota; Fungi; Ascomycota; Eurotiomycetes; Chaetothyriales; Herpotrichiellaceae
Exons: 4
Coding region: 145-1767 (540 amino acids)
Biological process (GO): regulation of gene expression
Cellular component (GO): nucleus; cytoplasm
Molecular function (GO): mRNA binding
Source: RefSeq, a predicted model, not a curated record